AUGGCGAAAAUAAUUUCAAUUGUGGCAUUUCUAGCCCUCGGAGGGACUGCAAACUCCGAGGGACGCUGCAAGGUCUAUCCAGGUGAUAUCGAAUGGCCCUCCGACGAAGCCUGGGAGUCUCUGAAUACACGUGUCGACAAUCGCCUUCUCAAACCACGCCCUCAAGCUGCGGUAUGCUACCCGGGCGCGGAGUACGACGCGGCUCGGUGCACAACGAUAUCGGCCAACUGGACCAACUCGUACAUCCACCUCGACGAUCCUAUCGAGAUGCUCUCCCCAGUGUACCAGGGCUUGACAUGUCUUCCGCCCAAUGUCUACGACUCCGGAAACUGUACGAUGGGCGGCUUCCCAUGGUACGUUAUCAAUGCGACGUCCCCCAAGCAUGUCCAGGAAGGAGUCAGAUUUGCCAAAGAGACGGGCAUUCGGCUUGUGGUGAAGAACACGGGACACGAUUUCUCAGGAAAGUCUGGUGGAGCAGAGUCCUUGAGUAUCUGGACGCAUUACUUGAAGGAUGUCGAGUAUAUCGAAGAGAUUGUCGAUGAUGUGGAGGGGUACUCCGGUCCUGCAUUCAAGUGUGGGACUGGUGUACAGGCGUUCGAGAUUUACGAGAUUGCGCAUCAACACGGGAAGGUCGUCGUUGGUGGCGAAGGACAGACUGUCGGGGUGAUGGGAGGUUAUAUCCAAGGCGGCGGCCACUCUCCCCUCAGCUCAAUUUACGGCACCGGCGCAGAUCAAGCGCUAGCUUUUGAAGUCGUCACAGCUGAUGGUGAGUUUGUUACGGCGGAUCACACGCAGAACUCGGACCUCUUCUGGGCACUCCGAGGAGGCGGUGGCUCAACAUUUGGAGUUGCGACAUCUGUUACCGUCAAAGCCUUUCCGGACAUGCCAACUACCGCCUCAAGCUUCAAAUUCUCGACAGGAGAUGGGAUAACGAACGAAAGCUUUUGGGCCGGGGUACGGAGCUACUUUGAUCACUUCAUCCACAACGCCGACAACGGAACAUACGCGUAUUUCGUCAUGCUACCCAACAACCCCAGCCCGGGCAAUUUCUUGUUCCAGAUGACGCCGUUCUUUGCGCCUAACAAGACGUCAAGCGACGUGGAGACUCUGCUGGCCCCGUGGUUUACCGAACUCAGGGAUCUGGGCAUUAACUUUGACCCAAACAUCACGGAAUACGAUUCUUUCUACCCCGCCUGGAAAGACUUCUUCCCACUAGAGGUGGUUGAAAAGGUUAACGUGCAGAGUGGUUCUCGUUUAUGGCCACGAAGGAACUUUGCAUCCGAAGAGCUGAAGCAAGCGACUUUCGACGCCAUUCGCACUUCUCUCGAGACGAACCACGUCUUUGUCGGUUUCAACAUCAAAGCUACCAGCCCAGACAACCCACACAACGCGGUCAACCCCGCUUGGCGCGAGAAUAUUCUCUUUGCCAUUCAGUCAGUGCGCUGGUCUGUCAAUGCCACUGCCGAGCAGAUCCUCGAAGCCAGAAACGGGUUCACCUUUGGGGAUAUGCAGCGGUGGCGAGACGCCUCUCCGGGUGCCGGGUCGUACCUUGCGGAGUCGGAUCGUAUGGAGCCAAACUUCCAGCAGGCCUUCUAUGGGGACGAGAAAUAUCCUAAACUUCUAGAGCUCAAGCGCAAAUGGGAUCCGGAAGACUUGUUCUACGCCGCGACGGCGGUUGGAAGCGAGUUCUGGGAGAUAGAAACUGCGGACGGGCUUCCUCAUGAAAACGGCAGACUGUGCCGCGUUGCUUAG
Molecule: messenger RNA, 1752 nt
Organism: Colletotrichum karsti
Lineage: Eukaryota; Fungi; Ascomycota; Sordariomycetes; Glomerellales; Glomerellaceae
Product: FAD binding domain-containing protein
Exons: 2
Coding region: 1-1752 (583 amino acids)
Molecular function (GO): oxidoreductase activity; FAD binding
Source: RefSeq, a predicted model, not a curated record